Aplysia californica (California sea hare) is the source of this 2170-nucleotide messenger RNA. RefSeq names its product fatty acid-binding protein, heart. Gene Ontology annotation, molecular function: fatty acid binding. NCBI's taxonomy places the organism in Eukaryota, Metazoa, Mollusca, Gastropoda, Aplysiida, Aplysiidae. The record is from RefSeq and is a predicted model, not a curated record. Gene Ontology annotation, cellular component: cytosol; nucleus. Gene Ontology annotation, biological process: fatty acid transport.
GAAUUCCUGACGAAAUGAGAGAAUUGGCCCGCACCUCCAAACCCAAGGUGGAAAUCAGCAAAAACGGAAAUGUAUGGACCAUCAAGACAACAGCCGGCGAUAAGGUGUCGGAGACAAACUAUCCUGUCGGUGAAGAAAUUGAGACGAUGACCUUGGUGGGCAAAACAGUUAAAGCACUUUUGAAGGAAACUGCAAAUGGGUUAAUAGAGACACAGAAGUCAGAUGGUAGUGAAACUACCUUUGAGAGGGCUGUGGAGGAUGGACAUUUUAUUUAUAAAAUGUCUGCCAAAGGAGUGCAAGCCAAAGUGAAAUUUGUGAAAGGAUGAAAAGAAAAAAAUUCUUGCAGUGUUUUCAAAAUGCAUGUUAAGCUUUUUAAAGGAUGAACUGUACAUUACAUUUUGCAAUAUAAACUUUAAUGUCAUUGUCUGUCAUAUUUAUAUCUCAUUUUUCAGUUUGCAUAGAUUUCUAAAGGAAGCUAUCAAAUUUCUUAGGUUUUUUAAAUCUAAAAAUGUCCUGCUGGGAUAGCCUACUUCAGGGUAGCCCAGUUUUGGAUAGCUUAUGAAAUGUUGUAAAAGAGACAUUUUAGGAGUAGCCCAAAUACUAAGGUCUAGAUAUUUGAAUAUAAUAUAUGUACUUAUUUUGGAAGAUCUUAUGCUUUGUAAACAACAUGUAGCCUACCACUGCCGCUGGCUGUCUUGAAGAUUUCUCCAAUAGCAUUAUUUUCUUUAGUUCUGUUUCUUUGGUUUCAUCAUUUGAAAAGAGGAUUUCAUUCAACAAGAUUUAUAAAGUAGGCCUACUAGCACACUCAUAAAAAUAUGCAUUCGCUGGUUCCUUUGUGUAAAGUCUGAUAUGGAAAUGUGAAUGAAUUCAAAAAGAAGGUGUUCUAGUGAAGCAAAGGAAGUUUGAUUAAAACGCACGCUCAGUAGAUAAAGCAGAAUUCUUUUCUGUCGCUUGUGCCUGUCUGUUAAAAGGGGCCUCAUUAGACACGUGACACAUAUAUAAUAGUCCUUUCCUCAAUUAGUCUGCAGUUAGCAAUUACUUUUGCUUUGACAUAUAUAUAUAUAUAAAAUUCAAACUUAGUUCUCUAGUGGAACAUUUCUGUUUGAAAGUAAGAAGAUUAUAGUUUUGUGUUUCUGGAGUAAGGAAUAAAAUGCCAUUUCAUUUUGCAUUCUUAUUCAGCCAUUGCCUAGCUUACCUAUAUAAAAUAAUAUAGCCCAUGAAAUGGGAGUAUAUUUUGUUGUGACUGCUACUUACAUUGAAUCAAUGCUUUUGAAAUCAAGAGAUAGAUCUGUAGUGAAUUCUCGAUGUUUGAAAUAAACGGCUCCUAAAUAACGUAUAUCAUCAUGAGACGCAUGAGUGGAUAAGAUGCUGGGAGAUUUAAUAGGCAAAAUUUUAGAAUAAAUCAUAUGCUCAUCUGAUAAGACACUCUAACUUUUUCAUGACAAGCACCAUCACCGAAAAGCUACCCUUUUUAUUUCCAGAAAGCUAAAGUUAAAGAAUUAUAACACUGAUGAAUGUACAAUUAAAGUGGUGUUUAAAAACUGUCGAAAUUGUCAAAAAUCCUCGUUGUCACCCCAAAAAAAAGGCUCAUCAUCAUGACCUAUCUCAAUUACAUCAUCCCUGUCUCUUUAUACAAGUCACAAACAUUUGUGAAUUUGUUCCUUUGGUUGGCCAUCACUGGGUUUUCUGGGUCUAAUUUUGUAUCUAAUGGAUACAGGGAGACUUUAAAUGUAAGCCUUGAUUUUGAGGUAACAAGUUACAUCCUGUACACAAUGAUACACUGAACCUCAAUCUGAGAAUGAUGAGCACCUGACGUACACUAACAACAGUGAUUCGUUAGCCAUCGAAGCAUUCUGUUUUUCUAGUUGUUUUUCAUUUUUUUUAUUUUUAGUGAUUGUGAAAGAUAUCAGAAGAAACAAAUGAAUGUGGACUAACACUCAAAACAAAGGCAACUGUAAAUGUCCUUGAUUGUAAUAAGAGAAGUAUUAAAGACAUGAUUCUGUAAUUUUGCUUAUUUUCAUAAACUUUUGCAAAAAUCUUCAACUCUGUUACUUAUUUUUUUACUUGGUUUGAGUAUCAUUUUUUUGUUCUUUUAUAGUUGCUUUUGACAUUUUGUUGUCGAGACUGCGAUUUUUAAAUAAAAUCUUCUUUCUGCGAAGCACAAAAAAAA